GGAGGACAGUCGGAGAGGAGGAAGAGAGAUACAGCAGGAUCUCAGUAGGAUCAACCCAACUCCGGAGAACUGUUCACUACAGACUGCAAAGACAGAAAUGGCAGACGUUGCAACUGCCGCUGAAAAGAAGGCCCCGCCUAAAUUCAAGCAGAGGACUACCCGUACCUUCAAGAGCAAGGCCCCCAAGCCUGGCCAGAAGGGAUUCGGUGACGACAUCCCCGGCAUGGAGGGUCUCGGCACAGACAUCACAGUGGUCUGCCCAUGGGAAGCUUUCGGUGACAUGGAACUCAGUGACCUGGCGAAAUAUGGAAUUGUUUAGACGCCCUACCCCUCCUUUCCGUCCCUCGACCACCCCCUUCACUUCUCUUUCCUUCACUCCCCCUCUCUGGACCCUGUUUUGUUAUGCCAUCUUGUACAAGGCGCUUCCACUUUGACAUCAGCUCGGUGUUUAAGAGCCGGGCGUACUCGGGUGCACUACCGACCCUGAGAGCGGGGCGUACUCGGGUGCACUACCGACCCUGAGAGAAAUGGUGAAGUCACACAAACACACAGUGAUACUUGGGAAAUAUGCACACACCAGCUUUAAACUGAAGACAGAUAAUACCAAAGCUCAUCCUGCCACUGUCCUCCUGUAGAAAUCUCACGUAAACGACCAGCUAAGCAAUGUCCUAACAACUGAUGUCAAAUGGCACUCAAGUUAUAUGAAUAAGACAUGUAAUGUAUAAUAGUGAUGUGCAUUCGCUUUCUGCGGUCUGGUAGGUAAAUAAAUGGUCAUGUCAGUGAGCUUACUUCGACACUACUACUACAGUUUCACUGGUGCACUUCCUGAGAGAGAGGCUGGACUAAAUUUACAAUGUUAUUAGAGGGUUUGAUUAAGCGUUGUUCACAUCUCAACUAUAGUUGGUCUCCUCACGCCUGACUUUUUUCUCAACCUGCACCCACUCUCAUUGAAAGCACUUUUUAUAUACAGAAAUAUAUAUUUAUGUACAAAAUAAAAUCAAUCCAUCUUUUUUUUUUAC
Oncorhynchus gorbuscha (pink salmon) is the source of this 1019-nucleotide messenger RNA. Its product is annotated as retinal cone rhodopsin-sensitive cGMP 3',5'-cyclic phosphodiesterase subunit gamma-like. Bases 98 to 319 code for a protein of 73 amino acids. Gene Ontology annotation, cellular component: photoreceptor outer segment membrane. The record is from RefSeq and is a predicted model, not a curated record. The transcript is spliced from 3 exons. Lineage: Eukaryota; Metazoa; Chordata; Actinopteri; Salmoniformes; Salmonidae. Gene Ontology annotation, molecular function: cGMP binding; 3',5'-cyclic-nucleotide phosphodiesterase activity. Gene Ontology annotation, biological process: positive regulation of epidermal growth factor receptor signaling pathway; positive regulation of G protein-coupled receptor signaling pathway; visual perception.